GAUCGGUCACGUGAGCCACUUAAAUGGGAAGGACGGAGGAGGGAGGUGGAGCAGGUUGGGGGUUUCACUCCGGGUUCAUGGGCUGGCAAAGGAAACAGGAAGCGAAGACAAAGGGGCCGCGCCGUAGCAGCGGCGCAAAGACAACCCAGCAAUGGCUUCAGGAACAGCUUUGAUUUACGAUGAUGAAAUGACAAGUUACAAACUACUUUGGGAUAACCCUGAGUGUGAUAUUGAAGUGCCGGAAAGAUUGUUAUCUUCCUAUGAGCAACUUAAACAUUAUCAUCUUUUGGAAAGAUGUGUCCAUGUACCUGUCAGGGAAGGAACCGAAGAAGAGAUCAUGUUGGUUCACAGUUCAGAAUACUUGGAAGUUGUAAAGAGCACCCAGACAAUGAAUGAAGAAGAACUCCGAAGAGUCUCAGGAAAUUAUGAUGCUGUUUACUUUCAUCCAAAUACUUACCGCUGUGCUAAACUAGCAGUAGGAGCAACUUUGCAACUGGUGGACUCUGUGAUGUCAGGAAAAGUGUGCAAUGGAAUGGCAUUAGUAAGGCCUCCAGGUCAUCACAGCCAGCGAAAUGCAGCCAAUGGAUUCUGUGUGUUUAAUAAUGUUGCCAUUGCAGCUCAGUAUGCCAAAAGAAGAUAUGGUCUCCAGAGAAUUCUCAUUGUUGACUGGGAUGUGCACCAUGGACAAGGAAUUCAAUAUGUAUUUGAAGAGGAUCCCAGUGUUCUCUAUUACUCCUGGCAUCGCUAUGAACAUCAGCAGUUCUGGCCCUUGCUCAGAGAAUCUGAUUAUGAUGCUGUUGGUCAGGGAAAAGGAAAAGGAUUCAAUUUCAAUGUACCUUGGAAUAAGGUUGGAAUGGGAAAUUCAGAUUAUCUAGCUGCAUUUUUCCAUGUGUUGCUUCCAGUGGCUUUUGAGUUUGUUCCAGAACUUAUUCUGGUCUCUUCUGGAUAUGAUUCAGGAAUUGGUGACCCGGAGGGUCAGAUGAAUGCUACUCCAGAGUGUUUUGCCCACCUUACACAUUUCCUAAUGCAGUUAGCUAAUGGAAGGCUGUGUGCAGUUCUAGAGGGUGGAUACCAUUUGAAGUCAUUGUCUGAAUCAGUCUGCAUGACUGUAAAAACUUUGCUUAGAGACCCUCUCCCCCAGAUCUCUGGAGAAAUGGCACCGUGCUUAAGUGCUGUUGAGUCUAUACAAAAUGUGAGAGCUGCACAUAAACCAUACUGGAAAUGUCUGAUGUAUGAAGAAGCAACUCCUUUACACAAUCUCGUUACCAAGUCAAAACAGAUGAUGGAGGCUGAGCUAAAUCAAACUAGUACACAUCCCACAGCAAAGCAAGUGGUUGGGAAGACUAACAGUGAUGAAGCUAUCAAAAUAGACAGGUUUUUGGAAUCACACAUGAAAAAAAUUCUCUUUCCAGUACCUUCUGUUAAAACAGCAGCAGCAAUUGUCUCUAAAGCUGAUGCACGUUUGCUACCAAUAUCUGUUCAAGUGGAGAUGGAAAUGAAUGCACAAGAACUGAAAACUCUUGUCAGUGCAUUUGAUGCAGAACUUGUGAAGGAAGAGAGAACUUUACUCUCUCUUCAGAAUGUGGUGGCUGUCCUAGAUAAAAUACUAAAGAAGAAGGUGUGCAAUGGAAUUGCAGAAUCAUCUCUGGCUUCUGUUUCUACAACCUUUGCACUAAAGCACUGCUUUGAUUUUGGAUUACAAAGAGUCCUCUGCAUAGUUGUUGGAGAUGUGGAUCUUGAACUCGAUUUAGAUGAUGGAAAAAUACUUUUGAUGAACAUUUGCCAGAAACAACAAACUGAAAAGACCAACUCCAAAUAUCAUAUUUCUCUGAACUGGAAAGAGGAUGCUGAAAGAAACAAUUUCUUUUGUGCUGUACUUGGAUUCAUUCUUCCUGUAGCGUAUAGCUAUCAACCUGACUUAAUGUUAAUAGUCAUUGGACCAAACAGGAGCCUUGGUGUAAAUGGGAUUUCUCUGCUUACUUGUUUACUGCAAGGAUUAGCUGAGUCUCGAAUUCUUGUGGUAAUUCAGGACACAGAAAUAAAACUAGUGCAAAGUGUGGCCAAAGCCUUAUCAGGUGUUCCUGCACCUGACUUUGGAGCCUAUGCACCUGCUUCCCAAGAAAAUGUACUUGAAAUAAAACGAUUAAGAAACCAACUUCAACAGGAAUGGAAAAUGCUUCGAUGUUCAGUAAGGGACUGGAUUUCUGGAAGCUGAGGUCACUUGACUACCUUUGGGCUCCAUCAUUUAACACAUUUCAUCAUGACCGAAGGAAAAAGUGUGUUGUCACUUUUGGUUGUUUUCUUUUAAAUCAAUGAACAAAGAUUAUCAAGAUAUGGCCACAGCAAGAGCCAUUCACAAUUGUUUUACGACUAUUACAUAUUUUUGUUCAAAAGAGCCACAUUUUCAGCUAAGAGCUCUUGCUGUGUGUCCGCAAAAGCGUUCAUGUAUCAAGUUGUGCAUGCAAAACUUGCAUUUGCUUGUAACUGCCUGCCAAAUUAUGGACCCAGUCCUGCAAACAUGUAUAAGUGUAUCUUUUCAUGCAUAGAAUCAUAGAUGUGUAGAAGUGGAAGGGACCUUGAGAGGUCAUCUAGUCCAGUCUCCUGCACUCAAGGCAGGACUAAGUAUUAUCUAGACAAGGGGUAGUCAUAGGUGGACCAUGGGCCAAAUCUGGAUUGCCAGAUGCUUUUGAGCAUACCCCGAAAUCUUUUUAUGUACGUAUUAAUUAUUAUUAUUAUUACUAUUUUAUUUUCUCUGGAGUCUGGACCCUGAUUAUAUCUUGACCAAGAAAUUUGGACCUUGACAAAAAAUAAUUGACUACUCCAAUCUAGACCAUCCCUGACAGGUCUAACCUGCUCUUAAAAACCUCCAGUGAGAGAGAUUCCACAUGAAUGGUCCUAUGUAACUCAAUGAGACUGCUCAUAAGUGUUUGCAGGAUUGGGCCUAUGUGAUUUAUGAGUGCAAAGAUGGGUUUUGCACAUGCAGUAAGCUGAGUGUAUAUGAAUUGUGAAGCUGACUGGAAACUUGGGCCCAAGAGAAGAGCAGGGAGAAAAUGAGUGGUCAUAAUACAGUAAUUGAGGAGUUUUCUGAAUUACUCGAAAGUAUGAACAAAUACUCUACACUGCCUUCCAGCAACAUGCAUCAAACACAUUUAAUUCUGAAUUAAACUUAAUUGACAGUCCUCCAGCCUCCUUUUAUCAUCCACUAAUCUCCUAUUGCAAGCUUCCAUCUUACUUUCCAUGGACUAGAUGCUGGUACCCAGGUUGAAUUGCAAAAUAAUUUCACUUAGGUCAAUGGGACUACUCAUGGAGUAAGGUUAUCGUAACCUGACCAUAUGUUAGUAGUCGCCAUUCCCUACAACUCCCCCCACACAAACAUAGCCACACUUUCUCUCGUUUCUUAAUUUUUUUUGAUCAACAGUUAUCUGUCUAGCUAUUUCCAGGAAAGAAUUUUAAAAGAAAAACACUUGGGGGCAUAUUAUAUUUUGAAAAUAUGCAUCUGAUGUUAAUGUUUAAUAUCCUGGCAUAUACAGCAUUCUUUUAAUCUUUAUAUUACUUUAUUCAAUUUAUUCAGGCAAGGAGCCAGAAACUCCUGAGUUAUCUUCCCUUUGUUAGUGGCUUCUUCUGUGGCUUUUGAUAGUCCUCUGGCCAGUCUCUGCCUCAGUUUCUCCAGCUGUAAAAUGUAAUAGUCCUCCCCUCCCAGGAUUAAAUAGUUCAUUUCUGUGAAGUGCUUUGUAGCUGAAAAGCACAAUAUAAGCACUAAGCAGUAUUAUUAAAUGGAGCGGUUUGAAUAGCUAACACUGAAGUAGGCUCUAUUUUGUUUCUUUUGGGAUAUUUACAUAGGUGGUAGCAAGGUGAGCUGAUAAGUGUUUUGAUUUGUUGAUGUACUUCAUUUUGUAUGACAGAUUUCUAUAGUAGGAGGGAUGAGCUGGAGUGCCAAUGAGAAGCGCAGUCAGGAAAGUAACAAAUACUUUCCUCAUGGAUUGUAUUUUCUAAAUGGACAACUAACCUGAUUCUCAAUUCCUGGGGGACAAUCUCCACUCAUUGACCUAUUUUUGCUUUCCACAACCAAAUCUCUGCACAACUUUUCAUGAGUGAUGCACCCGAGUAUUCGGACUCUAGAUUUUAACAAUACAGUUGAGAUGAUAUUCACCUAAAUCUGGGUUAUUGCUGAUCAUGUACUCUAUGUAUCAUAUGACUUUUAAAAAAAAACCCUAAUUUUGUAUUUGUGGAUAAUCUAAGCACUAUACCCAGAUGUACAGACACUCUUCUCCCAACCUAUGUGUUAUAUAACUUUUUUUAACAUUAGCUUUAAUAAAAAUUGUCAAUCUAUUGGUGCUGUUAAGGCCCAGCAAGGAUUGAUUAGGCAUAGAGACUGGACUGAACCUACACUGCAGUUCAUGCAGAUGCACCUGUGCUAGGUGCAAUCUAACUAGCUUGCUAAAAUGAGCAGUGAGGACACACCAAUGCAAGUUUCAGGCGGUCUACCAAUGCAAGUACAUACCCAGUGGGGCCAGGUGGGCUUGUACAGCCUGCACUGAAGCCCAUGCCACCAUGUCCUCACUGCUAUUUUAGCUAUAUUACAGCUAGUGCUGGUACAUCUACAUGAGCUGCAAAUUACACCCCUGGAUAUCAAUGUAGAUGUAGCCUUAGAAGCAGUCCGUCCAGGUCAGGCUUGAAGCACUGCUCUGCAAGUGUUGUACAUGUUCCGUGGACUUUUCAGGCCAGCCUCUUUCAUGAGCCGAAAGUUCCCCAUACAACAAAGUUUAAAAAUAAAAAAAAAUAAUAAAAAAAAAAGGCAGGGAGUGUUGCAGUGCUAGAGUAAUAUGCCCUCCCUAAUGAAACUAAAAUUAAUGUAUAGAUUCUGAAGCCAGAAGGGACCACUGAGAUUAUGUAGUUUGACCCCAGCACACACACAUAACAAGGCCACAAAAUAAUCCCUGUUUUGAACUAAAGUGUAUUUUUUAGAAAAACAUCCAAUCUUGAUUUUAUGAUUUCCAAUGAUGGAGAAUCCACUACAAUCUUUGGUAAAUUGUUCCAAUUAUUAAUUACCCUCACUAUUAAAAAUUUAUAUUUUAUUUCUAGUGAAGGCCUAGGGCACUGGGAUUAAUAGCUUUGUUGCUUCUGAACACUCCAGGAAUGUUUUGGCAGAAUACACCUGCUGUGUUGUUAAAUGUGGCUACCAACCUUGCAUUCCACUGUUUUUUCAAUGGAAUGUUAAUGGGCAAACCCCUGCAUAGCAGGGAACAAUCAUCUACAACAGUAGUGCUUCUUGAUCAGCGUUGGUGGGGAAUUAGUCCCAGAUACAGCGUUGCUUUUAAUCCAUGUUCUGCUAGGGAUGUCAUUUACCCUAUGAAUUCUCUUGGUAUACCCAGCAACUUUCUACAUGAAUUCUGUAAAUUCUUUGUAGCUAGCUCAUAUUGAAACAUGCAUAAUUUUAAAAGUACUUUAUUCACAGGGACUUUAUGUUCUUCACUCUCCCAACUAAUACUGGAAAUUAGUAGGGUCUGUAAAUGUUAAAUGCAAGAUGUAAUUAAAAGAAGAAAUAUCAUAUUUAAAAAUAGAGCACUUUAACUACUAACAUCAAUUUUAAAUGUUCCAAGCAAUGGAGAGAUUGUAUAUUUCCUGUAUAUAGGAAUAUUAAUAUUUUAUUAUGAUAAAGCAAGAUGAACAAGGUGAACAUUUGAAAAUGAAUAAGAAUAGCCUACUUGUUUAUCUGGUGACAUAGUUCAGUUCUCAGCUUCAAAAGUAAUGCUUCUAGCACAAUGAGAUCAGAGUAUUAAUUCCAGGUUCUAAUACAAAACAGUGUCUUUUUACUUAUCUCUACCAAGUCCAUUCCUGUCACUUUGAUUGAAAUAAAUGGUAAAUAUCUUUAUACAUGAUCUUCAUCCUUAAAACACAUAUACUUACAUGCUUAACUUGCUCAAGUCAAAGGUAAAGUUAUCCAAAGCACCUAAGAUGAGCCACAGAAGGAGGAGCCUAGCCAGCCAUGGGAGCCCCAGCAAGUUUGGUCCCUGCUAAGGAGAAGAGUCCCCAGAGAUCCAGCUCUAGCUGUGUGUUAUAGAAGUUUUUUGCCAAAUUUUCAGCAGAUUUAAGAAAACUGUUUGGUCCAGUGCCUCAGCCUUUACUGAAAAUUUCUGACUAGCUCUACUCAUAAGUUACUUAGGCUCCUACAUCCUAUUUAAAGUCAGUGAGACCGAGGCUUCUAAGUGACUUUAGAUGCUUUUGAAAAUUUUAGCUAAAGUGACUACUUGCACGCUUAAAAUUUAAGCAUAUGCAUGUGUUUGCAAGAUUGGGGCCCAUAUGGGAAUAUAUCACGUAACAGUACUUAUGUCCUAAACAGUCUGAAUAUCACAACUUUAAAUUGCAGUAGUAUUCUAUUAAGAUAGGUCUUCUAUGGCUAUUCCUAUUUUAGAUUUUCUAGCUCAUACUGACUUUUGACUUGAGGUGGGCAGGAAAAGGUUUUCCCGUUCUGCAAGAAUUUUUGAGAUUUUGAAAACUUUUACUGUCCCAAAUUGGGAUGAAAUGUCAACACCUCAAAUUCUCAUGAACCAAAACAUUCAAAUCAGGUGAAAAAUUUCUUUUAAAUUGGAAAACUGAAUUUUUUGUGUCGGGGACAUUUUGACAAUUUCAGAACUAAUUUUACCAACAGUAAAAAAUUUUGAAUUUGUCUAAACCAACCCUUUCCUGCAAAAUGUUUGUUUCAAAUGAUCAGCAUUUUCUGAUGGAAAAAACAUUUUGUUGAAAAAUUCCCAACAAGGUCUACUUUUGACCUGCCUUCAUUAAAUUGUAAUAUUCUGUAGCCGAUGCUUGAAUGACACCAAGAUUGUAGUAUUUUUAAUAUAAAUUAUUAGGUUCUUGAGCUCUUGAUCAAAUUAAAUGGAAGAUUUUCCAGUAUAUUUUUUCAGUAGGAUUACUUUGCAGGUAAUGUCAGAAGAUUGUUUCUAAGGUUGAUAUGUAUUAGAAAGCCAACUAUUAUAAUAUACAAUAAAAUGAUGGCAUUCUUUGCUAUAAA
Chelonia mydas (Green sea turtle) is the source of this 7012-nucleotide messenger RNA. It is a transcript of the gene HDAC10, whose product is annotated as histone deacetylase 10. NCBI's taxonomy places the organism in Eukaryota, Metazoa, Chordata, Testudines, Cheloniidae. Gene Ontology annotation, biological process: chromatin organization. Gene Ontology annotation, cellular component: histone deacetylase complex. The record is from RefSeq and is a predicted model, not a curated record. The transcript is spliced from 21 exons. The coding region runs from base 152 to 2215 and encodes 687 amino acids. Gene Ontology annotation, molecular function: histone deacetylase activity.